Molecule: messenger RNA, 819 nt
Organism: Mytilinidion resinicola
Lineage: Eukaryota; Fungi; Ascomycota; Dothideomycetes; Mytilinidiales; Mytilinidiaceae
Product: 21 kDa subunit of NADH dehydrogenase
Exons: 3
Coding region: 1-555 (184 amino acids)
Source: RefSeq, a predicted model, not a curated record
AUGUCGAACAAGUCUCUUGCUGCGGCCAAGAAAUACACCGUCCAACCCCGCGGCAUCUAUGCCUUCAUCAACCGCCUCUUCGCCGUCGACCCCCAGCGCAGCACCGGCGUACCACUGAACCCGCAAUUCCGCAACCCGCCGCCGGGCGCCAACCCGCCCGCCGACUACGACGACCCGACGACCGUGCCAGCCGCGGAUCUGGCGGACAACCCGUACUGGAAGCGCGACGUGCGGCGGCGGUACCCGCAGCUGAGCGUGGUCGACCAAGCGACCAGCGUGGGGCUGCUGAGCGUGGGGAGCGCGGGCAGGGAGAAGGUCGAGUUGAUCGGGGAGGCGGGACAGAAGCAGCUGGUGGCUGUGCAGGAGGAAGGGCAGAAGGGCCUGGCGGCGUUCUUUGAGAAGGAGAAGGGCGUCGCGAAGGAUGUGCUGGGCCCCGGGGGGAUGCCGCCGCUGCCGAGUGGGGCGUGGGCUGGGUCGGUGGAGGGGGUCAAGCGGUAUGAGAUGCCGGAGGAGCAAUCGUAUACGGCCGAUUACCCGUGCAGAACUUUCCAGUAAGCGGCGUUGAAGAUGCGUUUGUGGGUGGGUAGAAAGAAACAGCAUGGACGUGGUUGUACAUAAGAGUGAAUAUGCUGCUUCUCAUUGAAAACUUAAAGAUUAGAUUUUUAUGGCAGUGUUUUGUUGAUAUUUGUUUACCGUAGUCGCCAUAUAAGGGCAGCAGUUGACGAGAUGUGGCCCAAGGUUACCAGCCGUCAACUGUGGUCUGCUUCGAUUCCUUUCCCGACAUCGUAGAAAAAGGUUUCCCUAGCUCGCUUUCGUCCC